Messenger RNA from Phymastichus coffea, 5352 nucleotides. It is a transcript of the gene Setx, whose product is annotated as probable helicase senataxin. The record is from RefSeq and is a predicted model, not a curated record. Bases 264 to 5219 code for a protein of 1651 amino acids. Gene Ontology annotation, biological process: termination of RNA polymerase II transcription. Gene Ontology annotation, molecular function: helicase activity; ATP hydrolysis activity; protein binding. The transcript has 16 exons. Gene Ontology annotation, cellular component: nuclear body. NCBI's taxonomy places the organism in Eukaryota, Metazoa, Arthropoda, Insecta, Hymenoptera, Eulophidae.
CGGCCCGGCAGCUGCGCAGUUUACAUAUAACCGUUUGCCGCAUUAUCACAUGGCUGUUGAAAAAUGUUGAAUCGCCGCAGUGUAACAAGUAGCAUAAUUGUUAACACUUCUGCCACAUUUGUAUAACAAGAAAUUAACCGUAACGUUAUUGCACGCGGCUUUUUUUACUGCUGCGUUUUUUACAUUACAAAUGACAAUGAACGUGCACGGAGUUUGUUUGUAAUUUUUUCACCUUGGAACGAUAACAAAUAAUUCACGUAACGAUGGACGACCAAACCGAAUGGAUACUCGAGCGCAUCGGUCCCAUCAAACAAGAAGUGGCGAUGAACAAAAGCUACCUAACUUGUGGCAGAAUGAAAGACCAAGACAUUGUAUGUCUGAGUUUAUUGGUAUCUAGAGAGCACUGUGAAUUUGCACAACUACAAGAUGGUUUAUCUGUAAUAGAUUUUGGGAGUUCCAAUGGAGUUUUUGUAAAUGGGCAACAAAUACGAGCUAGACAGAGACACAUGUUGGAAGAAAAUGACUAUGUAGGCAUUGGGUGCUGUAAUAUUGAAGAUUUAGACAAAUCCAUGUUUGUUUACCAAGUAAAGAAAAAGAAAAUACCAAAUGAUAGAUUGAAUCGUAAGCAACAAUCCAAGACUCGUCAAGGACCCAUUCCUGUGCCUGCUAAGAUACAAAAAUUACCAAUUAAAGAAGAUGAUGAUGAUAAUGAUAUAGAAAUAAUUGAGCAUAUGAGUAGUGAUUCAGCUGUUAUACAGAGUAAAAAAAUCAAUCCUUUAGAAAAACUGAAUGCCAAAGAAUUUCGAAAAAUUGCACAUCCAAUUAAGCAAAUUAAUGAUAAUGUUCAUUUGAAACCAGUAGUUAGCGAGUGUUCUAGUACUUCAAAUAUUGACAAUGAAACAGGCAAUUUAUCUAAAAAUUGUCCUAAAAUAACCGAAAAGGAUAAUUCAUCUAAAAUAAUUAAAAGUAAUAAUUACAAAAAUAGUGUAUCGGCUAAAGUGCUUGACAUUAUAGAAAUAGAUAUUAAUGAUGAGCCAGUCCCAAUAAACAUAAAAAUUGAGCCAAUGCAAUUAGAUGAAGUUGGUACCAGUAGUAUAAAUACAGCAAGUCAAGAAGUUGGUACUAAUAGUAUAAGUGUAGGAACAAAGCAAGUAGUACAGAAUGCUCAGGUUGACAAUUGUUCACCAUUUGUUGAUGACAAUGCUGGUAUUGAUACAGCCAAUUUGAACAACAUAAAAUCAGAAUCAAAAUAUGAAGAUAAUAAUAGUCAUCUACCUUCUAUGAAUGACUGUAAUGAAGAAUUAAAUAUUGAAAAUGACGACGUCAAUAAUAUUAAAGAGGAACUUUAUUCACAAAUAGAUCUAGUGGACAUUGGUGAUGAAGAUGAUGACUGUUUUCCAUCUUCUCAGUUAUUCAAUAAAAGUAGUAUCAAGGAAGAGAUUGAAAACAAUGAUUACAAUGAACAGAUGCAUUUGUCACAAUUUCUUGAUGAAGAAGAUGAUAAUAUCAUUACUAUCAUAGAUAGCGAUGAAGAAAGCAAUGAUGAGAUAAAUGACAUAGAUCCACUGCAGCAAAUAAAAUCUGAACCUGUUCCAGAAUCUGUGGUUGCAGAAAUGAUUGUUCCAGAAAUAUUAGAAACUGAUUUUAAUAUGGAAGUAGACAAGUUGCCUUCAAACAACAAUGAAAUCGUAAAUUCUUCUACAAGAGUAGAAAUUGAUCACACUCUCAGUUGCUUUACAAAAGAAUCUGAAGUGGAUACAAAUAAUAAAAAACUUCCUAACAAUGAAGGAUUACAUUCUUCAGCUAGUAAUCAAUUAAUUGGUCCUUUUGAGAAGGCAUUGCAAUCAUCUAAUGAGCUAAUAUUAUCUUCUUCACAUGAUCCUUUAGAACCUUCAACGUCAAAAAAUGUAUCAUCACCUUUUGUUAAGCCAAUAAAGAAAGGUGUUAAAAUUAUUGAACCGCACCAUAUGAAACCAAAAAAACGAGGAAGAUCAUCCGACGAUAAGAGGUACUCUUCAGAUUUAAAUUCUUCAUUUUCUAGAAAGAAUAAGAAAAGUAAAAAAUAUAAAAGCUCUUCAACUAGCUCAAAAAAAAGUAGUCAUCAUAGCAGCAGUAGUAGUAGUGGUAGUAGUAGUAAAAAAAAGAACUCUUCAAAGUCAUCAUCCAAAAGGAAAGAGAGACACGGAAGCGAGACAACAAACGAUUCUAUUGAUCAAAGUGUUCCUUCAUCCGAAAAACCCGAAGAGCCAGAAAAGCCAAAAAAUAGAACUACAAUAGUUAAAGCAAAAGUAUCAUCUAAAUCAAGAGGAGAUAUGUUAUGUGAAUCAAUGAUCAAUUUGAGACCAACACCAAGAACAGUAAAUAAAAAGGUAGGCUCUGAAUCUGCCAAAAAUGUACCAUCUAAGGAUAUUGAAAAAAUUGCUACAGUGGUCAAUUCAUCGUGCGUAAUACCACGCCGUCAAAUACCCUCAGGUUCUAUCAGAAUAAUCGGCCCACAUUCAGAAAUACAAAGCAGCAAUAGUUCAAACAAACACGUACUAGAGUCUUCAAGUGAAUCAAAUUCAGUUUCUUCCUCUAUCUCUCGUAAAGAAAAUUCGUCUACAGUUUUGAAAAAUACAACGAAUCUCAUGAAUUUCCCAUCGUCUUCAAUUAGUAACAACGCCAAAUCCUCACCAUCAGAUACCGAAUCCGUUGGAAACGAUUUAGACUUUCCUACAGAUUCACCGCCAUUAAAACCAUCUUUGACCAUUCCAGUUCCAAAUGGAAAUAACAAGAGGGUUUCAUUCAAAGAAAACAUCGUAUCAGUGAAAGAAUUUUCAAUUGAUCCAGGCAAUAGCAUGAGAAAUAUCAAAGAUGGGUUGAAAACUGUUAAAGAAUUUCCGAAACCAUUAGAAUUGAAAAUAGAAGAUUUUCUAGCUCGCGUUUUUGCAUGGGAACCUUGUUGGAUGGAACAACAACAAAAAGUCAAAGAACUACCACCUAUAGUCGAUAAAAGAAAGUUGCUUCCAUUGCCAAAUACAUUUAAUUGCUUUGAACAAUAUUACAAAAGAAUGGAGAUAUUGUUAUUGUUGGAAACUUGGCAGUUGUUACUUAAGGAAUAUGAAUGCACCGGUAGCAAGUACAGUAAUUCGCGAACAGUAUGUUGUGCUAUUGAAAGGGAUUCAAUUAAACAACAGUUGACGCCAAACAGACUUAGAUAUUCAAAGCUCGAUAUAAAAACUAUUACGACAAAGGAUGAGUUGCGUUUGAAAAGUAAUCCAGUUUAUGGUGAUAUGAUAAUAUUAGAAUAUACAAUUAAAAUAAGUGGCCAGAUAAAAUGGCGAAGAGCAUUUGCGUACGUUGUAGAAGUGAGGCAACAAAAUUCCUUAAGGUCCUUGCCAUCGGCUCAUCCACUCUUUAGAAGGGUCAAUAAUCCUCAUGCAAUAAUUACGUAUACAGUACAGACUAGAGUUAUUGAUGAACAUACUAUUCAGUUCGAACAGCUCGCAAGAUUGAGAAGUAUUUUGUAUUUGAGACCUCAUUUACGUGCAAUUAAAGGAUUGCAAUGUGUGGCACGAUCGGCUCUUCGUGAUUCUAUUUUACACGUUGACAUUGAUGAAUACCAACUAGAUCAGCCAAAUUCAAGCAGCAAUUAUCCACUUAUCACAAAUGAUAAGCUCAACGAAAAGCAGAAGGAAGCAGUUAUUAAAUUCACUGAUGCUGCUACAAAUAUGAAGUCCAAAAUAGGCUUACUUGUUGGCCCCCCAGGAACAGGCAAAUCAACAGUAAUUACAAAUCUUGUCACACAAAUGUUAUAUGGAGAUGGUAGGUUCGUAAAUGGCAAUGCUAAGCGAAUUCUAGUUUGCGCCCCGUCGAAUGCUGCUAUAGAUGAAAUUGUUUUACGUCUUCUUGAAAUUAGACAGGCUAUUUCAAAAAGAGAACAUCGAUUUAGAAUGGUGAGAAUAGGAAGGGAAGAGUGCAUGCAUGAAGAAGUAAAAAAGAUAUCAGUAGCUGAUCUUGCACGUAAGGAAGCUAAUAGACUGUUUACUGGAAAUAAACAAAAGCACUUAGAAGAUGUAGAGCAUAAAAAACAUCUGUUAUUGAAAACUAUCAAAUCGCUUAAUGAUCUCAUGGCAAGUGACCCUCAUAAUAGAUCGAGGUACGAGAUGGAGCUUGAACAUAAAAGAACUAAAUAUGAGAAGCUUUCUCACCGAAGUCCUGAAGCAGAACAAAUGGAAAGAAGUAAGUUGGAGACCAAUGCAAAAACGACGAUUCUACAUGGAGCUCACGUUAUUGCUUGCACGCUAUCGUCGUGUUACAAUGGUCAAAUGGAAGCUAUUUUUGGAGGUAACACUGAUCACAUAGCUACUUGUAUAGUAGAUGAAGCGACGCAAUGCUGUGAAGCCGAGACGCUAAUUCCGUUGAUGCUUGGUGUGAAAAAUCUUAUUCUAGUGGGAGAUCCUAAUCAAUUACCAGCUACAGUCAUGUCGACGGAUGCUAAAAGGCUUGGUUUAGAUAGAUCGCUUUUUACAAGAGCCAAAGAAGCUUUAGAAAGUCAAUUAGAUAAUAUUUCAGAUAAAGAUAAAGAUCCUGUGAUUAUGUUGAAAGAACAAUAUCGUAUGGUCUCUGCUAUUUCUUUUUGGCCCAACAAGUUCUUUUAUAAAGGAAAAUUAAUCGAUCGGGUGGCAUAUAAACAGUCAUUUCCUUACCACCCGUAUCGCAUACUUAAUGUUGAUGGAGAUCAAGAUCAGACCAAAUUUUCAAAUACAAGCGAGGCUCUAUUUGUUGGAAAUCUUGUACAUGCAUUGAUGAUGUGCGACAAAAUCCCGUCAUUUAAAAAGAAAAUUUCAAUGGGAAUAAUUACGCCAUACCAAAAUCAAAGAACUAAAAUUUUAGAAACAAUUAGAGAUCAGACUAGAUCAGUACCCCCGGAAAUAAAAAAUAAAUUUGAAACAGAGUGUAACACAAUAGAUAGUUUUCAAGGACAAGAAAGAGAUGUAAUUAUUAUGUCGUGUGUGAGAAGUCAUGGUAUAGGAUUUUUGUCGGACCCUCAGAGGCUAUGUGUAGCGUUGACACGUGCCAAACACACAUUAAUUAUAUGCGGAAAUUUUGCUCCUUUUAAGAAAGACAAAAUGUGGGACGAUUUACUUUGUGACGCACGUUCUCGGGGAUUAGUUUCAAACGUGAAUAAAAAUGCUAGACCAGAUGAAAUCAAACCUCUCGUCGUCAGACUCUUCUAAUACUUACACCACAUCGGUAUCGCGGUCGUCUCCAUUUGGCAGGUCCAGCAAAAUCUGGCACACCUCUAUUGUCCAACAAAGCUACAUACCUAGGCCCUUCACUGCUCGUAUCUGAACUAGAAGCUGGCCAACU